This is a messenger RNA of Rhizophagus irregularis DAOM 181602=DAOM 197198, 523 nucleotides long. Lineage: Eukaryota; Fungi; Glomeromycota; Glomeromycetes; Glomerales; Glomeraceae. The record is from RefSeq and is a predicted model, not a curated record.
UUUCGGUCACUCCUAGUCAAAAAAAAGUUUCGUCGAAACUUUCUUAUUUUCGUUAAAUAUUUUCGUUAUUUUCUUCAAAGAAAACUAUAGUAAACAAACGACGAAAAACAUACUAAAAAAUUUGUUUAAAAGUAAUUAUGAACACUUUCUUUCCUUUAUUUUUUCUAAAAACAAUGAUAAUAUUUUCCAUUAUUCUGGUAAGUGGAAAUGGCUAAGCUGGGAUGUAUAAGGGACUAGUGCACCUAGAGUGCUUUGGUUAUCCUCCUCUUCUAGUAGUCUGGUUACCUUCAAUGAGAAAAAUAAUAUCUCAAGCUAUGUCGCAGACUUCUGUAUGUGGGGCCCGUCCCUUUGGUGGUGGGUCUCAUGUCUUAUUAUCAAUGUGACAGUACCUCUGCACGAGUUUGAUCACUCACGAUAUACGUUAAUGUCAGUUGAUAGUAGGCAUGGGGGCUUGAAUUUGUCUUUUCCGCAAAGCUUACUUAGAGUACUCGAGUCUUCUAACCCAUUUUACUAUUUUUUAUAU